AUGAGUCUCGCCGUAUUUAACCCGACUAACGUUCCUAGUAUGCUUGUCAUUUGCCGCGACCAAGGGAUUCCUCUACCUGCCGGUGCGAUACUGAUAUCUCCAUGGGUUGAUCUGACGCAUUCGCUUCCCAGUAUCGUCAAGGACAAUCCUGGAGACUAUAUCCCUCCGCACGGGUUUCUGCACAAGCCGUCGGUGGCCUGGCCUCCACCGAAUGAAGACGAAAUCAAAGAGAUCAAGAGAUCUCUGACAGAGAACUUUGCAUCCAAAGGCGAAAAGAAGAAUCAAAAUGGUGGCAAGACAAGGAAUACAUUCGCUGUAGACUCCCAGCACCCGACAAUGGGAUAUGGGCGCCCGCCUCCAUCCUUUGUGAUGAACGGGAAAACAAUCGAAGUCAAGGACCAGAUACAUAUGUACACGACAAACGACCUUCUCUUUCAUCCUCUCGUUUCUCCCAUUUUCCAGCCUUCCCUCGGAGGUUUACCUCCCCUUCAGGUCAUCAGUGGUGGCGGAGAGAUGCUCCGAGAUGAGCAGUUUUACGUUGCGCAUAAAGCUGCUAACCCUAGUGCGUACCCACCGAACGAUACCAUCAUUGAAGAGUUUGACCCGCAACGCGAGACACUGCACAAGUACCCUGGUACUUACGUACAGCUUCAGGUAUGGGACGACCUCUGCCAUGUUGCCCCAAUCCUCAGCUUUACACGUCCUGCCAAGUACAUGUUCCGAUCAAUAGCUCAGUUCGGAGCCUGGGCCUUGGCACGCGCACAGGACUCUAGCAUCGAAAUCAUGAAUGAUGAUGAGAUUUCCCCGAUUUCUUCUAGUGAAUCCGAGAGCUCUGAAGAGUCAACCACUGGAGAGAGGGGCAAGGAUGCACAUGACAUCGCCUCCCCUACUGUUGGAAAGGCCGGCGAUCCGCUUCCGUCUUUCAAAGACCGCAUGAUACGCCAGGGCGUCAACAAGAGAGGCCAUAUAUACCCUCUUGACCCUCCCCACGCAUGUCCAGUACUACAAAUACCUCCUUCCUCAGUUGGUACAAUCAACCCGGGGCUCCUCAUAAAGUGGAUGUUGGUGAAAGAAGAGUGGGACCAUAGAUUCGCCAAAGAAAAAGCUGCCGUGCACCAACAACGACUCCAAGGCCUAGCGUUUGGAUUCCAGGAUUUCGACGGUGAGACACCGCCGCCCAGCUCUCUAGCUGCAAGAAGGUUCGCUCCUGGUGCGCUACCACCAAAGGGCCUUCGGACGAGCUACCUUAUGUCCAUGUGGAGCAAGUUUGCCAGCAAACACGACAAGAGGACAAUCAAGAGAGAACAGGAAAUGGAGAGCCGCUCGCAACGAACCAGUGUCGAAGCCGGAAGAGCCGGUGCCUCAAUUGAGCAAGGCCAAGAAAACAAGGAGAAGAUCCCUUCCUUCCCAGUACAAGAACAGCAAAACGAUACAACAUCCUCUACCAGCCAGGUACCUACGAAUGGGGAAGCCUCCGGUUCAUCUAUAUUACUCCCACCAGUGCCCCCAGACAAACCCUUUAGCCCUCUUAUUGUUCUCCCAAACUACGAAGGGAAGUCUAAUGACGAGUAUGAAAACGCAAGCACAAGAGCGCUCUUCCAUGUACCAGGGACAAUUCCGCGUGCCGAUGACGCCAAGAGCACGCAGCGCCCAAUCUCACGGACUGGCUCGAAUACGAUACGCAGUGGCUUCACCUCUGAGCCAGGAGAUGAUACGAGCACAAUUGGGGACGAAAGGUCCCUCGCGGUUACUAGCAUGGGGGCUGACGCUGCGAGUACGCGAGCCGUGCUCAAUGCAAGAGGCGUUAUCAGCCUCCUGAACGACGAUAAUUCGGCUUACCAUUCCGUCGAUAGCCUUCCUGCUACUCUUUCUACGAACGGAGUGGCGUCAGAGGCACAAAAAUGA
Molecule: messenger RNA, 1905 nt
Organism: Aspergillus calidoustus
Lineage: Eukaryota; Fungi; Ascomycota; Eurotiomycetes; Eurotiales; Aspergillaceae
Source: the annotation of a GenBank genome assembly